CAGGAUGUGCUGACCCGCCGACAGACCAAUAAGUUGACGCACUCGCAGAACACGUUUAUCACCGUUAGCUGUAAACUACUGGCCGGCGAUUUGCCGCCGGCGGUCGGCGACGCGCCCAACACGUGUCUGGCGUUGACCAAGAGUUUUGGCGAUGUGAUCAGCGCCGGCUAUUUUCGCAAUGACCUCUAUCUCAGCAUCGAGUCGGCCGACCUCGAGAAAGGGGGCAAAGCCAUACCGAAGAACAUCGAAGUGUCCACAUGUCUGGUGACGGCCGAGAACGGGGUUCAGGACAAGUCAAUCAGCGCCGGCUGUAACGACGACCGGCACACGUACUACCGGUCGCACGUACUCUACCACCAGAACAGCCCCCGCCUAUCGGAGCACAUGAAAGUACACGUACCGCUGGAUCUGUUCGAAGCGGCGCACAUCCGGUUCGAGUUCCGCCACUGUUCCUCCAAAGACAGAGAGCGCAAACUCUUGGGCUUCGCUUUCCUACCGCUGGCCGACGCGUUGGGCGCCUGUAUUGCCGACGGCGACCACGAGCUGUACAUUUAUAAGUGCGAUGACAUCCGCCGACUCGACAACGCCAACGAGUAUCUGUUCAUACCGUGGGGUCCGAAGGAUUCGCUGAGUCCGGCCACUAGCGGGCCGUUUACCCGCUCGGCGAAGGAGUGCGCGCACGUCCGCACGUGUCUCGUGUCCAGCAAAUUGACCCAAAACUCGGAUCUGUUGUCUUUGUUGAAGUGGAGAGAGAAUCCCGACUCAAUUGUCGAAGCGCUGAAGCGUGUGAUGCGAAUACCCGGCGAAGAGUUGGUCAAGUUCUUGGAGGACGUGUUGGACGCGUUGUUCGCGCUGUUCGCCAACAACGACGGCUCCACUACCGCCCACUCGGGCCUCGUGUUCAAAGUGUUGAUCCAUAUCUUCACCACAUUGGCUGAGCCCCGCUUCCGGUCGUACGAGUUAGCGCUGGACACGUAUAUCGAGAGCCAGUUCUCUGCGGCACUCGUCCACAAGGGUUUGGUCUCGUGUGUUGAACAGUGCGCUAAAGUGGUGGGCGAUGUCGGCAAACGGGACCCGAUUUAUAAGUGCAUGCGAGUGCUCGCGUGGCUCAUCAAGUUUAUCAUACAGUCCCGCAUACUCUACACCCGCGCCACCGGCCAUAACGAGGACAGCGACAGCUUUCGGGCCGAUAUGUUUGGUUUGUACGGAGCCCUCAAUCGGGUGCUCACACUCGAGAGCAAAGGCCCGAGCGAUGAGUCGGUGACCGCAAUACAGGAAGCGAUACUACUGUCGAUACCGAUAACAUUCCCGCAACUCAUUCACGUGUUAAAUGUGAUAAAUCUGGCGAAACUGAUCAAAACGAUCAUCAAUUCGGUCUUCGACGGUAACCAUAAGAUAAUAUGCGCCAAACUGUUGGUCAUUCACGAGACGGUAAAGUGCGGCGACAUCUGGAGCGACGACGAGUCCCGGUUCGAGCUCUUGGAUACAGUGAUACGGCAACUGGUGUUGCAUAUCGUCGAACGGGAAUCGUUGCCAAUUCUUCGCCACAUUAUCAUCGAAUUGCGCCAAAACGGCAGCUCUCGGGACACAGAGAUGCUGAGCAUCGGAGCGCUGGACGUGAUGGUCGAGCACAUCAUCGACAUGUCAGAGAUCAGCGGCAAUCACUCGACUGAUCCGGACGCCGACUACUUGUCCCAAUUUAUCACGUGCUUUAUAUCGCUGUUGGAGCGAAUGAGCGAGGGCGAUUACUAUCAACUCUUCGAGAUCCGCUCCCACCGGCAGCGCAAAGAACUCCUGUGCCAUAUAUUCGCCGCAUUUCACGCCACACUCAACCACUUCCCCGACCACUGGUCGGCCAUGAAAAUGACCGCCAAUCACGUGAUACUCUGUUCGCUGCAAGAGUUGUGCGCCAUUAUGUCACGCAAUUUUCUCGACCAAUCAUUCGAUCCGAUUGUCUGGCGAUCGUUCUUCUCGUUGGCCAUCAGUUUUCUCACACAACCGUGUCUUCAGUUGGAGUCGUACUCUGUGUUCAGACAGCGAGCGGUGACCGACAGGUACGGCGAUAUGCGUGUACUGAUGGGCUUCCAGUUGGUCGCCUGUUGGGACCAAUUGGGCGCCUCGAAGAUACAGUUCAUACCGGCGCUGGUGUCGCCCUUUCUGGAGGUGACACUCGUACCGGAGGGCGAUCUCCGCAAAGCAACGAUUCCCAUCUUCUACGAUAUGCUGGACGUCGAGUUCAACGCCAACGGCAACUUCAAACAGGUGGAAUGCGCUCUAAUCGACAAAUUGGAUAUUCUAGUUAAUAACGGCGCCGGCGAUCCCGAGUUCCGGGAACUGCUGUCCACGAUUCUCAACAAAAAACUAUCUCAAGCGCAGCCGUUAUGGCGAGACGACGGCCAGCGACUGAUCGGCUCGCUAUCCAAACUGAUGUCACUGUUAAUAGACUACCGGUCGGUGAUGUCGGGCGACGGGGACUCUGUGCUGAUGUGUACGUACGCUCUGCUCCGGUUCUAUAGGGACGAGAUAUCGGCGGUGAACCGGACGGCCAUAAUGUUGCGGUACAUCGAAAAGUUGUCGGCCCUUCACAUACCGCUCGGCAAUUACGCCGAAUCGGCGUUCGCUUUGCAAUUGCACGCAAACCUACUGUCGUGGGACGGCUCGGGCGCCACCGGCGCCGUCGAGUAUCUCAAGAAGGAGUCGCUCUAUCAGCAGAUAAUCGACUAUUUCGAUCGCGGCUCGUGUUGGGAGGAAGGGGUCGCUGUGUGUAAAGAGUUGGCACCCGUUUACGAGCGCCAGUACUCGUUGGACCGGUUGUCGCAAGUGCUCAAAAGGCACGCAAACUUUUUGGAUAAAAUACUCAAACAAUUGCGACCCGAGAACGAGUACUUUCGGGUCGGCUUCUAUGGCCUCGACUUUCCGACGUUUUUACAGAAUCGGGUGUUUAUAUUCCGCGGCCUGGAGUUGGAAAAGAUCGGCGCUUUCACGCAACGCAUCCAAUCGGAGUUCCCGUCGGCCCAACUCAUGACCAAAAACGUGCCGCCGGACGAGUCCAUCACCGAAUCUCAUUGUCAAUACAUUCAAAUAGUGGCCGUACGCCCGGUGCCCGACCCGCCGCACAUCGCCAAAAGCGAGUCCACUGCCAACGGGUCGUCGACCGCACCCGAGACGGCCCUAAACUACUACAACACAAACUGUGUCCGCAAAUUCAUAUACGACCGACCCGUGCAAAGGGCGCCGUUUGACCCGAACAACGAGUUCAAGUCGCUGUGGAUUGAGCGCCAGUGCUGUCAGAUUGAGCACCAGUUGCCCGGAGUGUUGCGCAUGUUUGAAGUGGUGGCCACACACGUGACCCAAGUGUCGCCCAUAGAGCACGCGUGCGAAACCAUCGACAACAUGAACCAAGAGUUGUCGAAAUUGAUCUCCAGUUUCACCUCCGAAGCCAAAUACGAGUCCAUUUCACCGCUUUCUAUGCGAUUACAGGGCAUUCUGGAGGCCGCUGUCAACGGCGGUGUCGCCAAAUAUAUGGACGCGUUUCUGGUGCCGACAUUCAUCGCCGCCAACUCUCCGCUCUCGUCAUUCAUUGUGCGCCUCAAGUCAGGGAUCGCACAUCAGGUCCGCAUUCUGGAGGGCGGACUCACACUCCACGGCCGACUCGCGCCGCAAGCCGUGCGACCCCUACACCAGCGACUGGUCGAGCGGUUCCAGACGAUGCGGGCGCACAUCCAUCAGUCAAACAUCGAUAAUCGGCCGUCGAUUCUAUCGCAACCGUUGCCUCCCAUUCCCAGCCACGACAACACCGGCGGCGGCGGUCACCCGAAGAAGUCUGUUGUGAUGGUAGGCGCGGCCACAUCUGCCGCCAGCCUAUCGAUGACCACCGACUCGUUGCCGCCAAUCUAUGGCCAGAUGUUGGGCGACGAGAAUAUCUAUUCCGUACCGCAGGACCAGACAGUGCUAAACCUGUCGCAGGGGUCGCCGCGGCCGCGAUCGGCCGGUUUCGAGAACGGCGGACACAACGCUCGGGUUCAACGCUCGCGAUCCAUACCCCGCUCGCACCCCAUCAACAGCGGUCUCAACACUAUUCACGGCUCGCCCGCAAACACCGGACCCCCUCUACCGCCGCGUUCGUCGACUCUGGAGCGCAAUCACAGCCACACCAGCGGUUCCAGCAGUUCGGGCAGCGAUAGGCCGGCUCUCCCUCGUCGGCAGCGCAAGUGUUCCAACGAUUUGGAGUACAAACUCAUUGAUAUCGACAUCGAGAGCAUACCCUCGCCGUCGGCACUGUUGGCCGCCAUGAAGAGGGGUUUGGAUCCACUCGACCCCCAACACCACCACAACAACAACAACAACACUAGUCUUCUGGACUGAUGGCCACUCUAUCGAUGAAAAUAAUGACA
Molecule: messenger RNA, 4394 nt
Organism: Medioppia subpectinata
Lineage: Eukaryota; Metazoa; Arthropoda; Arachnida; Sarcoptiformes; Oppiidae
Source: the annotation of a GenBank genome assembly